AUGUCCGAGGAAAAAUCUGGAAAAAGUGAGGGCGCGAAAAAGACGAUGGCGUCGAAUGAAGUAAAUUUUGAGCAGAUGUCGAUUCAGGAGGGGUCUUCUACGGAAAUUAAAGGAUUAGAUGCUAACCGUUACGCGACAAAGAAGACCGUUGCACAAGGCUUGCUGGACAUAGCUUUGUUGACAUCGAAUGCAUCGCAGCUGAAAUAUAUCCUCCAAGUUGGCAGCAAGCAUGAGUUCUACACGCUGCUCAUCACCCUCAUCACGAUAUCUAUUAUUUUACAGGUGCUGAUGGGGCUGGUACUGCUGUCUUUGAACCUGCUGCACGACUGCUGCUUCCACAAGCCUCGCUACAGAACUUCAGCUAAUAAUAUUAACUAUGUCACUACAGCGACAGCAUUUAUCAUCACGGCAAUAAACAUUUUGAUUUCUUCUUUCGAUUCAUCUCUUGCCAUGUAUUUGCAGUUUGAUGAACUGUAA
Pieris macdunnoughi is the source of this 477-nucleotide messenger RNA. The record is from the annotation of a GenBank genome assembly. Lineage: Eukaryota; Metazoa; Arthropoda; Insecta; Lepidoptera; Pieridae.